Messenger RNA from Lecanosticta acicola, 2434 nucleotides. The record is from the annotation of a GenBank genome assembly. NCBI's taxonomy places the organism in Eukaryota, Fungi, Ascomycota, Dothideomycetes, Mycosphaerellales, Mycosphaerellaceae.
AUGAAGAUUCUCUUGCUCUGCACCGCACACAACUCCCUCUCCCAGCGCCUCUACCUCGCGCUCUCGAGAACCCACGAUGUCACGAUUGAGUAUGCUCUCUCGGACGAGGUCAUGAUCUCUGCCGUCGCUAUCUACGACCCAGACCUGAUCAUCUGCCCCUUCCUCACGACGCUUGUCCCCAAGGAAAUUUACAACACCUACAUGACUUUGAUCAUCCAUCCUGGACCGCCUGGCGAUGUUGGCCCGAGUGCGUUAGACUGGGUGCUGCUGGGCGACGACGGCUCCGUUGACGACUCGAACGAGUUGCUGAAAAUACUCAACGCCCAGGUCAAGGCCGAGAAUGGACGGACACACUGGGGUAUCACGGUCCUGCAGGCCAUUGAAGAGGUGCGUAUGCGAGCUUCUGCAGUAGAACUUGCAGCACAUUACGCUUGAUCACCUUUGCGACUGAGAGCAAGCAAAGAUUUCAUGCUGACAUUUUGGUAGUUCGAUGCUGGCCCGGUGUGGGCGUUCGAGCAAUUCGAAAUCGAUAUUGAUCUGCCUGGCCUUACAAAGUCAGAGUUGUACAGAGGCCCCAUUACACAAGCUGCCAUCAGCGCGACAUUCGCCGCCAUUACUCGGCUUCAAAGCGCCGCAAUGCCAAAACUGCUCGUCGGCCCUGACACCACCAGUCGUUUGUCUCCGACGUUAAAGGCCGACGAUCGGUAUGGCCAGCUCUCCAUCGCACUCAAUGCUUCCUUCAAGGGUGGAAGACUACAUCACCGACCGCUCCUCAAGGCAGCCCAGCGAGAGUUCGACAUCACGCGCCACACCGCGCAACAGAUCUCCCGACGCAUCCGAUGCGGUGACUCCCAGCCUGGCUCCUUGAGCAAGGUAUUCGGCCCCAGCCUCUACGUCUACGGAGGCCAGAUCGAGGACAACGCCGAGGGCCGUGUACCUACCCUCGCCGGCAGGUUGCCCAUCACGAUCCUGGGCAUCCGCAAUCAAGCCAUCUGUAUAGCCACUGUCGACGGCAAGGGAAUCUGGAUCACCCAUAUCCGUCGUCCAAAGACCAAGAGCGAUGUUGCUCUGUGGCCAAAGGUUCCUGCUACCACUGGGCUGGUCGAUAUGUGGCACAUCACUUCCACGGAUGUGCAGGCUCUGAACUGGCCCGGGCCUCCGGGUUGGCUGCGCUCGGUCAAUCGCACUUUUCAGGAGGUGUUCGUCGAUAUGCAGAUGGACGACAACGAUAACAAGACUGCAUGCCUGUACUUUGACUUCUACAACGGAGCCAUGUCAACCGACCAGUGUUCGCAGCUUAUCGAAGCCAUGGAUUUCGUGCUCGCACAGUCUACCCAAGAAAGUCCGAUCCAGGCAGUCGUUCUGAUGGGAGGUGAGUAGCACAGGUGUGGUCUACACCGAGUAGUGGUUCCACGACGCUAAACUUGCACUAGGCGCUUAUUUCAGCAACGGCAUUGCUCUGAAUGUCAUCGAAGCUGCUGCCGAUCCCGCGAUGGAGUCGUGGCUGAGCAUCAACCGCAUCGACGAUGUCGUCCACUACCUCCUCCACAAAUUUCCCUCGCGCGACAUCGUCACGGUCGCCGCAGUCCGCGGCAAUGCCGCUGCCGGCGGCGUGGCACUCGCCUGUGCUUGUGACAUUGUGGUCGCGGGUUCCAGCGUCGUGCUCAAUCCGGCCUACCGCGGCGUGGGUCUCUACGGCUCCGAGUAUCACACCCUCUCCUACUACGGCCGCUGCGGCGAAGCAGAUGCCAAGAAGAUCCUCCGAAGCAUGACGCCCAUGAGCCCACUGCAGGCCCAAUCCAUCGGCCUGGUGGACUACGUCUUCCCCGGCAACGGCAUCGUUUUGGAAGACUACGUCAAGACACACAUCAGCUACCUGCUCAAGCCGGGGAUCUUGAAGCGUGGCCUGUGGAAGGGCAGCGUCGACCUCUCGCCCGCGGCGCUCGCUCGCGCUCGCGCCAAUGAGCUCGGUGAGAUGUCUCGAGACUUCUGGAGUGCUCGGGCCGUCCGCUACCACAGCCGCCGUUUCGACUUUGUGCGCAAAGUGAAGCCGUCUCAGACUCCACUGCGCUUUGCCGUCCAUCGCCGGGCGCUCGAUGGCGUGCAGCACUACGAUGAAGAGGAGACGGAGGAGUUCGACAGCGUCCGGUACUUUGCCGACUGCGCCCAGGACCAGCUCCUCUCCCACUUGCGCCACAAGGUUGCCCACGAAGUCAGAGAUGCUAUCCACAGCAGCAGUCAACAACCACCUGGCGAAGUCUCGCGACAAGGAUCCGAGACGACGCUCGUCACUCCGAUCACACCGGUCUCGACACUCGACAGGAAGAUGGAGAGCAUCUUUUCCUGCUACUAUAAGUCUGUGGAUGACGUUCCCACCCCGCCUGAGUCGCCAGGGGGCACCAAUCUUUUGGAUACCAUCAGACUGAUAUCCUAG